This is a messenger RNA of Jaminaea rosea, 1185 nucleotides long. RefSeq lists its product as hypothetical. NCBI's taxonomy places the organism in Eukaryota, Fungi, Basidiomycota, Exobasidiomycetes, Microstromatales. Gene Ontology annotation, biological process: phospholipid biosynthetic process. Gene Ontology annotation, molecular function: phosphatidylserine decarboxylase activity. Bases 1 to 1185 code for a protein of 394 amino acids. The transcript has 5 exons. The record is from RefSeq and is a predicted model, not a curated record.
AUGGCUUCGCAACCACAAGAGCACGAAAAAGAGAGUGUCAUCGCCUCGUUGGAGUCUCUGGUAGGGUACGACAUCACAUCCAGUGAUUCGGCCUCAUUGAGCGCCCAUCCAGUCGAGAAUAAUGCCAUCACCCCAGGCCACAAGGCCGCCUCUUCUUGGUGGAGGCGCUUCUUCCCCAGUGAUGACACGAUUGAUCGGCUGUUCGCGGAUGAAAAUAUGGGCAAUUACGUCGUCAUUCGAUCUACGGGCCAGGAGAUUUUCGAGGCAAUGCCGCUUUACGUUCGGGUCGGCAUGCACCUCCUCUUCUACCAUUCACGGCAAUCCUCCCUCCUCAGGUGGAGCAGUGUAUCCCACGCGCUCAUAUCUCUCUCUCAGCACCAAGGCAAACUCUACGACGACUCCUCUGACCCCGCCGCAGUUCGAGCGCACAUCGAGUCAUUCGUGCAGACCUACUCCAUCCCCCUCGACGAGCUCGCACAACCAGACUUGGCCAAAUACCCAACGUUCAACUCCUUCUUCACAAGAGCGCUCAAAGACGGGGCAAGACCUAUCGCUCCUCCUCUCGACGACCCGGCCAUCAUAUUAUCCGCAGCAGACUGUCGACUUACCGUCUUCCCCACUGUGGACGAAGCGACGCGCUUUUGGAUCAAGGGCCAGAAGUUUUCCCUCUCAGCAUUACUCGACGACGAGAGCGUGACAGCGCAAAGCCUUUCGGCUGGGGCCAGUCUAGCCAUCUUUCGCCUCGCGCCGGCAGACUACCAUCGUUUCCACUCGCCCGUGGGGCCAUGCACUAGCGGGCCGACGAAGCAUGUCAAGGGAGAACUAUUCACCGUCAACCCCCAAGCCGUAAACCAAGACUUCAACGUCUUCACCGCAAAUAGGCGGGAUAUCCUCCACUCCACCUGGCACGUCACACCGACCAGCAAAAUCCCGUACGCCUUCGUGGCAAUCGGUGCCAUGCUCGUAGGAUCCAUCGGGUGGUCCACCCCCGCCUCCACGCAAGGAUCCACGAGUGUCAGGCGCGGAGACGAGCUGGGAUACUUUGCCUAUGGGGGAAGUACGGUCGUCGUCGUCUUUCCAGCGGGGAGCGUGCAGUGGGAUGAGGAUUUGAGGAAGAACAGUCAGAGAGGGGUGGAAACGAUGGUUAGGGUUGGGGAGAGGAUUGGCAACGCCACCGGUAGAUGA